Messenger RNA from Bipolaris sorokiniana ND90Pr, 1620 nucleotides. RefSeq lists its product as uncharacterized. NCBI's taxonomy places the organism in Eukaryota, Fungi, Ascomycota, Dothideomycetes, Pleosporales, Pleosporaceae. The record is from RefSeq and is a predicted model, not a curated record. The coding region runs from base 41 to 1489 and encodes 482 amino acids. The transcript has a single exon. Gene Ontology annotation, molecular function: 2-oxoglutarate-dependent dioxygenase activity.
GUACCAUUGUCGUCUGAAACUGUGCUGCGCUUCAUCAGAAAUGAACAAUGAUGCGCCUACGCUCCAAGAGAUAAUCCAACUAACCCGUCAGGAACUUGUUACCCCGCAAAAGACUGACCCCAUCCGCGAAUGUGGACGUGCUGCACUCGCACUUCUUCCCGAGAACCCUGAGCUCGGCUUGAAGCUUGCGUACCAGAAACUGCACGAUGUUCCUUACAAAGAAGUAAAGACUUGUUGGCGGAGACUAUAUACAGACGCAACUCUGUGGAGGGUGCUAAAGCGAAUAGAUAGCGGAACAGAGGAACAGCAGCAAGGCACGACAGCGAGCGACUGGAUCGAUGAGGUUGUGAAAUCGUUAGAUAUGGCCCUCAUACUUGCUGGUGCACCUGCAAGAGAAGAGCUGAUGGAACUAUGGUUUGCAGCAUUAAAAACUGUUUUGGAUCUAGAGCGACAAGCAGACGUUGCAAACCCGGAACGCCCCUCAAAGCGACAAAAGCUAUCCUUGCCCUGUCGAUCCUCACCAAUCCCAGAAAGGUUUCCUGAAGAGCUCCCCAACCCUGAACCAGUCCUUACAUAUCCUUUACAACGAACGAAAGAACUGAGUCUAGAAGCUUUUCAAAGGAAAGCUGGCUCAACAGAAACCCACACACCCUGUAUAAUCGAGGAUGCAAUACAACAUUGGCCUGCACUCAACGAGAGACCAUGGGCGAAUCCAGGGUACUUGCUGAGACAGACCCUCGGUGGAAGAAGAUUAAUACCAGUGGAGGUAGGGAAAAGUUACACCGCCGAAGGCUGGGGUCAAUGCAUCAUCACUUUCCGUGAGUUCAUGGAAACGUACAUGCUACACAAUGUGAGCGAGGCCAACCCGAACAACACUUCACAACCACCACAAGACGAGAACGUAAAAUCAGUAGGCUACCUCGCUCAACACGAUCUCUUCGCGCAAAUCCCCUCUCUACGCCUAGACAUCAGCAUCCCCGACUACUGCUUCUGCGACCCCGCCCCAUCACCUCACCUCACGCACAUCAAGCCCGUCGCUAAACUAGAAGAACCGCUGCUCAAUGCUUGGUUCGGGCCUGAGGGUACCGUCUCCCCAUUACACACGGAUCCCUAUCACAACAUCCUAGCACAAGUAGUAGGAUACAAGUACGUGCGCCUCUACGCCCCGCAAGAAACGAAGCAUCUGCAUCCAAGGAGCGUAGAUGAAUGCGGUGUUGAUAUGAGCAAUACCAGUCAAAUCGAUCUGGAUGAAGCGAUGGAGUUGUUUCCGGAGAUAUCUUGUUUUAAGAGCCCUGUGACGGGGGGUUUUGAAGUCACACUGGAUGAAUCCAGGAAGAGAGAGUUCCAAGAGUGCUUCCCAGGCUUUGAAGAUGCAGCGUAUGUAGAGGAGAUCCUGGGUCCGGGGGAGUGCUUGUAUCUUCCUGUGGGAUGGUGGCAUUAUGUUCGGAGCCUUACACCCAGUUUUAGCGUGAGCUUUUGGUUCAACUAGCGUUUCACCAAUACUUGAGAUUACUUAUGUCUAUUUCGCAAUCUAGUAUAAUGUAGAUUUAUCUAUUGUUCUUACGAAAAGGAUGGUUGGAUUAUAGUCUAAUGUACCUUUCUACUUGACCUUAUCUAGCG